This is a messenger RNA of Penicillium coprophilum, 1131 nucleotides long. Its product is annotated as TauD/TfdA dioxygenase family protein. Lineage: Eukaryota; Fungi; Ascomycota; Eurotiomycetes; Eurotiales; Aspergillaceae. Gene Ontology annotation, molecular function: oxidoreductase activity. The coding region runs from base 1 to 1131 and encodes 376 amino acids. The record is from RefSeq and is a predicted model, not a curated record. The transcript is spliced from 2 exons.
AUGGCCACCGUGACUAUCUCUUGCAGGCCUGUCACCAAGCCCGAUGAUUCUCGGGUAGAUUUUGGUGCUGAACUCAUCGGCUUCGAUGCUGAAAGAAUGACAGAUGAUGACUUUCAUUUCCUUCGUCGUGCCUUAUAUGAGAACCAAGUCGUUGUGAUCAAAAACCAAGACCACCUCUCCCCACGUGCGCAGUACGAACUCACUCGACGCUUCGAUCCUUCUGCUGGUGUCUACAGCCACGGAAAAUCAAUUGACAAGCGCAGUGUGCUGCAUGCUGACCUCACAACCAUUCCUCAUCAGCCUCAAGUCCAAGUUAUCGGCAACGGCUUCGUUGAAGAGUAUGAGGGACUCUCAAACAUCCGGCUCAGACAUCCACACCACAAGACAUUCCACAAGAAUCCCAUUUCACCCGAGGAAGAUCACGAUUUUACACACUUUUAUCGCUGGCAUAUUGACUCGGCCAUGUACAACCUUGAUCCACCUUUGGUCACCACACUGCUAGCCGUCAAAGUCCCCAAGGGCCGCCGCCAGACCUGCCGGUACGACGAUGGCACAGACACCACCCUCGAUGUUCCUCUCGGAACGACAGCGUUUUUCAGUGGAUAUCAUCUCUACGAUAUGCUUUCAGAGCAAGACAAGCAUUUCGUCCGCACCAGCAAAGCGGAAUACGCACCCCAUCCAUACAUAUGGAUGAGCAAGGCCAAGUCGCGCUCCAAUGGCCUAGGCAUUAUAUCCGAAGGAUUAGAGCUUGAUGAAGAUCAGUUGCCUCCCUUCGAGGCUUCGAAGAUAAGGGUAUAUCCUAUGACCUGGAAGAACCCUGUUACUGGAAAGCUUGCAAUGAUGGUAUACCCAACCUGUGUACGCAAAAUUCAUCUUGAGAAUGGGGAGGUGCUUGAUGAUCUUGCGGAGAUUCGAGAACGAUUAUACAAGAUGCAGAGACGGGCUAUUGAUCCUUGCUAUUUGUACACCCAUGACUGGGAGGAGGGAGACCUGGUGCUUUUCAACAACCAUGGAGUGAUGCAUUCGAUUGUUGGCUCUUUUGAGGAGGAUGAACUACGGGUGUUCAGACAAUGUAAUAUGGCGGCCAGUCGACCUCCUUUGGCACCGGAGGAUAGUGUACCUGAUGUUUAA